AUGGCGAUUAGGGUUUUUCUCACCCUUCUUCUCUUUCUCUCGCUAACCAAUCUCGCUUCUUCGAUUUACGAAGAUCAAGUUGGUCUCAUGGAUUGGCACCAACAGUAUAUAGGGAAGGUAAAGCAUGCUGUGUUUCAUACUCAGAAGACUGGGCGGAAGCGUGUUUUAGUGUCGACUGAAGAGAAUGUUGUGGCUUCACUCGACCUUCGGCAUGGAGAGAUUUUUUGGAGGCAUGUUCUUGGCACCAAUGAUGUUGUUGAUGGAAUUGACAUUGCCCUUGGAAAAUAUGUCAUUACUCUUUCCUCUGGUGGAAGUAUAUUGAGAGCAUGGAACUUACCUGAUGGGCAGAUGGUUUGGGAGUCUUCCCUUCAGGGAUCAAAGGAAUCAAAGUCAAUAUUAAACAUUCCAAAAAAUUUGAAAGCUGACAAAGAUGAUUUGGUUCUUGUUUAUGGUAAAGGGUAUCUCCAUGCCAUUUCUGGCAUAGACGGUGAAAUUCUCUGGAGGAAAGAUUUUGCUGGUGAGAGCAUUGAAGUUAACCAUAUUAUUCAGUCUCCUGAAGUGAUCUAUGUAGCUGGUUUUGUUGGUUCUUCAAAGUUUUACGUGUAUGAAUUGAAUGCUAAGAAUGGAGAGUUGCUAAAGAAUAAUCAUAUAACACUUCCCUUUGGAACUUCUGGGGAAUCGUUAUCAGUCCCAGACCUCGUCAAGGAUUUGUCUGGACAGGCAGUAAUACUACCAUCAAGGCUUCCAGGACUGUUCGCAUUAAAAAUCAAUUCCCACGUUCUUUUCAUUAAAGUGACUGCUGAAGGUGAGUUGGUGCUGGUGGACAAAAUUGAUAAUGCAGCAGCUUUUAGCAAUGCCCUGUCAAUUUCAGAGAAUCAACAUGUUUUUGCAUUUGUUCAAUAUGAAGACAAUAAAAUCCACCUAUCUGUAAAGGAUGUUAAUGAUUGGAAUGGUGAUUUGCUAAAGGAAGACCUGGUAGUAGACUAUCAAAGAGGAAAUAUUGAGAAGAUAUUCAUAAACAAUUAUGUCAGGACAGAUAGAUCUCAUGGGUUCAGAGCAUUGAUGGUAAUGGAGGAUCAUUCACUUCUAUUAGUUCAACAAGGAGAAAUUGUCUGGAGUAGAGAGGAUGGUCUCGCCUCAGUUGUUGAUGUAACAACAUCAGAACUACCUGUGGAAAAAGAUGGUGUAUCUGUGGCAAAAGUAGAACAGAACCUAUUCGAAUGGCUUAAGGGACAUGUGCUGAAACUCAAAGGAACUCUAAUGAUUGCAAGCCCUGAGGAUAAAGUAGCUAUUCAAAAGCUUAGGUUGAGGAGUUCUGAGAAAAGCAAAAUGACUCGUGACCAUAAUGGUUUUCGUAAAUUGCUUAUAGUGCUUACAAGGGCAGGAAAGGUUUUUGCUUUGCAUACUGGGGAUGGACAUGUUCCGCAUCAUCAUGCACUGGAUGAGAAUCCAUCUAUUCUUGUCAUUGGGCGAUGUGCACCAAGUUUGAGUGCACCAACUGUUCUUUCUUUCCUUGAUGCGUACACAGGGAAGGAACUCAAUUCUCUGAGUCUUGCUCAUACUGUUGCUCGAGUUAUUCCACUGCCUUAUACUGAUUCAACUGAACAGCGUCUGCAUCUUAUUAUAGACAUAAACAAGCAUGCAUAUUUAUACCCAAGAACUCCUGAAGCUAUUGAGAUUCUGAAACUGGAUGAAUACUGCUUUGUAUCCAGGGACUUAUGGUCAAUUGUAUUCCCAUCUGAAUCAGAAAAGAUUAUUGCAACAGUGACAAGAAAAUCAAAUGAGGUUGUUCAUACUCAAGCAAAAGUUAUGACUGACCACGAUGUCCUGUACAAGUAUAUAUCAAAGAAUAUACUCUUCGUCGCAAAUGCAGCACCAAAAGCCAGUGGGGAAAUCGGAACAGCAACCCCUGAGGAGGCUUCGUUGGUCAUCUAUAUCAUUGAUACCGUGACUGGUCGCAUAUUGCAUCGCAUGACCCAUCAUGGUUGCCAGGGUCCUGUUCACGCUGUAUUUAGUGAAAACUGGGUUGUCUAUCACUAUUUUAAUCUCAGGGCUCAUAGACAUGAGAUGUCAGUUAUUGAGGUCUAUGACCAGUCUCGGGCGGAUAACAAAGAUAUUUGGAAGUUUGUUCUUGGGAAGCAUAAUCUUACAUCGCCCAUCUCUUCUUAUUAUCGGCCAGAAAUCUCAGCAAAAUCUCAAUCAUACUUCUUUACUCACUCUGUGAAAGCCAUCGAAGUGACUUCAACUGCUAAGGGUAUAACCUCUAAGCAGCUUCUUAUUGGAACAAUUGGUGAUCAGGUUUUGGCACUUGAUAAACGAUUUUUGGAUCCCCGGCGGACUCUCAAUCCCUCACAAGCUGAGAAAGAAGAAGGAAUUAUUCCUCUUACUGAUUCAUUGCCAAUCAUUUCUCAGUCCUAUAUUACACAUUCCCUAAAAGUAGGUGGUCUGCGAGGUAUAUUAACAGUGCCCGCCAAAUUGGAGUCUACAUCCCUCGUCUUUGCCUAUGGAGUAGAUCUAUUUUUUACUCAGAUUGCUCCUUCUAGGACUUACGAUUCACUGACUGAAGAUUUCAGCUAUGCUCUACUUCUUCUAACAAUUGUUGCCCUUGUAGCAGCAUUAUUUGUUACUUGGAUAUUAUCAGAGAGGAAAGAUCUACAAGAGAAAUGGAGAUGA
Molecule: messenger RNA, 2673 nt
Organism: Vicia faba (fava bean)
Lineage: Eukaryota; Viridiplantae; Streptophyta; Magnoliopsida; Fabales; Fabaceae
Source: the annotation of a GenBank genome assembly